Messenger RNA from Uranotaenia lowii, 1521 nucleotides. RefSeq lists its product as uncharacterized. The transcript has a single exon. The record is from RefSeq and is a predicted model, not a curated record. Lineage: Eukaryota; Metazoa; Arthropoda; Insecta; Diptera; Culicidae. The coding region runs from base 1 to 1521 and encodes 506 amino acids.
AUGGAUUUCACAGAAAAAUUGGAAGCCUAUCUUAGCGACAGCAACACCAAUCCAAAAAAGUGCGAAAGUAAAAUAUUACUGGGAGACACAAAUGUUGCAGUAAAUUUAUCCGACAACAGCACGACCGGAGAAUAUCUACGUAUCCUUGAGUCGUGCAAUAUGUUCGUUACAAACAACGUUGUAACACGUCCAUCGAGUGGAAACAUCCUAGACCACGUAGUUUGCUCGGAAAGUCUCCUUUCGUCGGUCACAAACAAAACAAUUCCUACUGAUGCAAGUGAUCAUUCAGUAGGUAUCACCACACUGUUUUUCAACCAACCACGCUCCGUUCAAUUGCUGAACAAAAAAAUAACUAAUCAGCAUCAACUGAAUACGGAACUAGGAGUUGCCCUUCUAAGUAUUCCUCUAGUAACGGAUGCCAACGGAAAAAUAAGGUAUAUUAUUGAAAAAUACGAAGAAAUAAAAAACAGAGCCACCAGAACGAUAACCGUUGAAGCCAAAGUGAAGGCGCAUUGUCCCUGGAUGUCCGUCGAUGUUUGGCAACUUAUGUCAACCAAGGAUAAGUUGCUAAAAGCAAGUAGGCGAAACCCCUCAGAUCAACGGUUAAAAGACCUACUGAAACAGGCCUCCAAGAAACUCAACGAUAAAAAGAGACAGUGCAAAAGAAACUAUUACUUUAAACUUUUGCAGACUGCUACUCCGAAAAAGUCUUGGAAGGUAUUAAACGAAAUCUUGGGUAUAAAUUCCAAAAGCUCAAGCAACACCUCCCUAUUGGUAGACGGAAGAACCAUAAAUGAUCCCUUGCAAGCAGCGGACUGCCUUAACGAUUUUUUCUGCAACAUCGGACACAACUUGGCUUCGGAGUUGAAUAGCGACAAGGACAUUUGUAAAUUUGGCACAUUACGAUCUCACUUUCCAUCGUUAUUCAUGAGGCCAACAACCGUAGAGGAAAUUAUCGUGUUGAUCAAUAAUCUCAACACAAAUAAGGCGCCAGGGCCAGACAAAAUACCAGCUUCUACAAUAAAAACCCACCAUCUAGCUUUCGCACAAAUUCUUAAGGAUGUCUUCAACGAAAUCAUAGAGACUGGAGCUUAUCUGGAAGCUCUCAAGAUAGCACGAGUCGCGCCGAUCUUCAAGCCAGGUGACAAAUCCAACCCAUCCAACUACCGGCCUAUCUCAACCUUGUCUACGAUGAACAAAAUACUGGAACAGCUGAUAUCAAGUAGACUAACGAACUUCCUAGAAGCUCAAAAUCUAUUAACCAACAGACAGUACGGGUUUAGGAAAGGAUGCGACACACUCACCGCGACCGGAGAACUUUUGGAAGAGGUUUACUGUGAUCUCGACAACCGACGCUACUCUGGUGCACUUUUUCUGGACCUCAAGAAAGCGUUCGACACUAUCAAUCAUGAGCUACUUCUAAAAAAAACUAGAAAUAAACGGGGUAAGGGGAUCUGCCCUACAUUUGCUGAAAAACUACCUCUCAAACCGUCAGCAAUUUAUUUCUUGGUGUGGCACUAA